UGCAAACACAUUUUAUUUUUUAAUAAAUAUAAACACACACAGUCAUAAUAAUUAUAUUUGAUUACAAUUUGAUGAAAAGACGCCCGGCUUAAUCAUGGCAUAAAAUUUUGAUAAUAAAUGAAUUAAUUUUAGAUUUGAGUAAAGAAAAUAUUGUUUUUUAUCAAAAAACUAUUUGGAGUAAAAAAUGGCCCUGCCAGGAAAUUACAAACAAGUUGCACUUUCUGCAUCUAGUAUGAUGUCCUCAAGUCCACGUAUGAGAUCAUCUGGUGGUAGUGGAGGUGGAUCUGGAUCAAAUAAAGAUGCUGGUAGUCCAUUUAUACAAACUCCACAUGGACAUCCUGGUUUUACACCUCAAAAAGCUGGUAAAAAUUCACCAGCUGAUUCAAGAUUACCAAAACCUCCAAAAGCACCAGAAAAACCAUUGAUGCCAUACAUGAGAUACAGUAGAAAAGUUUGGGAUCAAGUUAAAGCACAAAAUCCAGAAUUAAAAUUAUGGGAAAUUGGUAAAAUAAUUGGACAAAUGUGGAGAGAUUUACCAGAUGAAGAUAAAACUGAUUUUAUUGAAGAAUAUGAUAGUGAAAAAGUUGAAUAUGAAAAAGCUUUAAAAGCUUAUCAUAAUUCACCAGCAUAUUUAACAUAUAUUGCUGCUAAAAAUCGUGGUAAAUCAGCAUUAUGUGUUGCACAACAAAAUAAUGAUGAACGUGAAACACAUGAUAGAUCAUCGAGUAGUAGUAAAAAUCAAGCUGCUCAAGAUAGAAGAAUCGAUAUACUUCCAGCUGAAGAUGAUGAUGAUCAAGAUGAUGGUUAUUCAGUAAAACAUGUUGCUUAUUCACGUUAUUCACGUAAUCAUCGUCUUAUUAAUGAAAUAUUUAGUGAUACAGUUGUACCAGAUGUACGUUCUGUUGUUACAACACAAAGAAUGCAAGUACUUCGUCGUCAAGUACAAUCACUUACAAUGCAUCAAAAAAAACUAGAAGCUGAAUUACAGCUAAUUGAAGAAAAAUUUGAGGCAAAAAAACGUAAAUUUAUUGAAACAAGUGAAGUAUUUCAAGAGGAAUUAAAAAAACAUUGUAAACCAGCAGUAGAUGAGGAUGCUUUUACUAAAAUGGUAGAACGUCAAUAUGAUCUUUUAAGACGUGACAAACUUAAAGGCACAGAUGAUGGUCGUUCAGAUGGAGCUGUAUCAAAUGAAUCAACACCAAAUUCAACUCCAACACCAACACCAGCAACAGUUAAUGAAGAAGCAACUGCUGAAAUGAACGAAGCUGAAGCAGCUGAAACACAAAAAAAAGCCAUGGAAGCUGAAAAAUUAAUUGAAUCAAAAAAAGGUAGUCCAUCACCACCGUACGUUGAAGCAAAGUCUGUUUCACCAGUACCAACAACAAAUGGUUCUCAAGCUAUUCCACCAACAUUAUAUCCAGCGACAGUUAGUCCAGUACAUCAAGUACAACAACCAAUGCCACCUCAGCUACAACCACAGAUACAAUCACAAGUAUCACCACCAAUGGCACCACAAAUACCACCACAGAUGCCUCCACAACAGCAUCAACAACAAAUGCCAAUUAUUUCUCCACAUCAAGCACCUAUUAUUCAACAACAACAACAACAACAACAACAACCACCGCAACCUCUCCCACAACAACAGCAGCAGCAUCAAGUGCCACAGGCUCCUCCUUCUUUACCUCCACAUGUUCAAUUACCACCACAUCAACAUCCACAGCAGCAACAACAGCAGCAACGUGAUACACAAAGAGAAAGAGAACAUCAACAGCAACGUGAACAACAACGUGAUCAUCAACAGCAUCAAGCACAAGUGCCACCAUCUCAGUCUAUUCAGCCACCACCUCCACAACAACAACAACAACAUCAACAAGCAAUGGCCCAACAUCAAUCGUCAUUGCAACAAGCUCAGCCAUUACAUCAGCAAGGACCUCCUCCUGGCCACCAGCCAGUUCUUCCUCAACAUCAACAAAUUUUACAUCAACAUCAGCAAAGCCCUCCUGGUCAACAAAGUCAUCAGCAAGGACCUCCACCACCACAUCAGCAAUCUUUGCAACAUCAACAACAAGCUCAACAGGCUCAACACCAAAUUCCUCCUCAGCAUCAACAAUCAAUGCCAGGACAUCAACAAGGACCACUUGGGCAUCAACAACCAUUACCGGGUCAUCAACAGCCACCACUAGGCCAUCAACAAUCUCCUGGACAUCAACAGCCACCUCCAGGACAUCAACAACCACCUCCAGGUCAUCAACAACCACCUGGACAUCAACAAGCUCCAUCAAGUCAUCAAGGACCACCAUCUGGUCAUCAAGGGCCACCAUCUGGUCACCAAGGACCACCUUCUGGACAUCAAGGUCCACCCUCUGUUCAUCAACAAUCUCCAUCAAGUCAUCCAGGCCAACAACAACCUCCACCAUCACCCCAACAUCCACAACAACAUCAUCAUCAACCACCACCACCGCCACAACAACAGCAUCAAGUUACUUCAGCAUCAGGUGCACCAAGUGCUCCUCCAACUCCUCCAGCUUUAUCACCAGCUCCACCAAUGCAACAGCAUAAUCCUCAUCAAGGUCCAUUACCAGGAAUGAUGUCAAAUCAUCAAUCAAUGCCACCUCAUCAAGGUAAUCAACCACAAAUGCCACCCGUACAAGGUCCAGGUGGACCACAUGGACCACCACCAAUGAUACCAGGUGGACAAGGUGGUUAUCCUCAACAAUAUCAACCACAACCACCACCAAGUAGCCAAGGACAAGCACAAAAUGUACCACUAGCACCAAGACCACCUCAUCCAUCAUAUGGUUAUGGUCAACAACAAGCUUAUCAUCAACCUUAUCCUCAACCAUAUUCACAUCCAUACUAUCAUCAACCCAAUAUGUAUCCACAAUAUGCUCCACAUAUGGGACGUUCACAUGGACAUGGUCCACAUGGAUCACAUUCUCCACACAGUCCUCAUCAUAGUCCAUAUCAUCCACAAUCACCUCAUUCAGUUGAUAAUAAUCCUGGAAGUAAUGCUGGACAACCUGGACCAAAUCCAGAAGGUGGAAAUCCAGUUUAUUCACCAGCACCAAUACAUGAUCCAGAACGACCACCAUCUGACAAUAAUCCAGAUGGACAAGAUUGUCCAAAACCAGGAUCAUCUUAAAUUUUCUAAAAGUCUUCGUAAAAAUUUUGUAACAACUACGAUGGGAUAAUUUGUUGAUUUAAUCUAAUAAUACAAAUUUAAUACUAUAUAACUUUUGUUUUAGAUAUAAUACAAUUCUUUUCUCAUUCUA
This is a messenger RNA of Aphidius gifuensis, 3272 nucleotides long. RefSeq names its product extensin (gene Bap111). The record is from RefSeq and is a predicted model, not a curated record. Gene Ontology annotation, biological process: negative regulation of DNA-templated transcription. The transcript has 3 exons. Bases 185 to 3142 code for a protein of 985 amino acids. Gene Ontology annotation, cellular component: SWI/SNF complex. Lineage: Eukaryota; Metazoa; Arthropoda; Insecta; Hymenoptera; Braconidae. Gene Ontology annotation, molecular function: nuclear receptor binding; nucleosomal DNA binding.